UCUCUCUGCCUGUGUCUCUCUCCCCCUCUCCAUCCACACCAAAGCUCUUUAGGUACUUUGCGCAUGUACGGCCAGUCAAACCGAACAUUGCAUCGACUCCAAGAUGGCGAAAACACGUCUGGUUUGCCUCCUGACUCUCCUCUCAACUCACUGCUUCCUCAGCGUGUCAGCAGUGGUCCUGAGAACAAGUAAUGGCGCACCGUGGACCAAUGAGUUUGACAAAAUUGAGUUAUCAUGUAUGAUUGAGUCCAUUUCGUCAACCAACCCCAGAAUUGAAUGGAAGAAGAUAACAAAUGAGGGUCCAAGUUAUGUGUACUUUGACAAGAAGAUCUCAGGUGACCUGGAGAACAGAGCGGUGAUUAGAGAACCUGCCACAUUACUGAUAACCAACGCCACGAGAUCAGACACAGCCAAAUAUCGCUGUGAGGUCACCGCCGCUGAAGACCAGAAGUCAUUUGAUGAGAUCGUGAUUGACCUCACUGUAAGAGUAAAGCCAGUGGUGCCAAAGUGCAGUGUCCCGAAAUCGGUGCCUUUUGGGAAGUCGGCCGAGCUGAGCUGUGUGGAGGAGGAAGGUUUCCCCAAGUCUACGUAUCUGUGGUUCAAGAACAGAGAGGAGAUUCCCAUCAACCCAAAGACCAGCUCCAAUUUCUUCAACUCCUCAUACAUGCUCAACAAAGAAGCAGGAACUCUGAAGUUCAUCGCAGUCACGAGAGAAGAUGCAGGCGAGUACUACUGCCGAGCACAUAACGAUGCAGGAUACGCCGAGUGUCCACCCCAGCAGAUGGAAGUCUAUGAUAUUGAUGUCGUUGGCAUUGUGCUGGGAGUGUUGGUGGUGGUCAUAGUGCUCUUAUGCAUAACAGUGGGAAUCUGCUGUGCAUACAAACGAGGCUUCUUCUCCAGCCAAAAGCAAACAGGGAACAAUUACAAGGUUCCUGCUAAAGGAGAUGGAGUGGACUACGUCAGGACGGAGGAUGAGGGAGAUUUCCGACACAAAUCGUCAUUUGUGAUCUGAAAAAGGAGAGGAUGAUGGGGGAGGGGGGGGGGCAUUGCGCUGAGUGAAAGACGUGACAUGUGGGACUGCGCUCCACGCUGUCUGACCACGGGGCUGCCACAGCUCAUGCUCUGAGCUCUCAGCAUGACUGAAAUCCAACUACUACAAGUUUGCCAAAGGUGACAAGAUUCCACAGGACAACAGUGUGUCACACAUGUAGGGACUGAGAUUCGUUCGUCAACUUAGCACCAACCGAGUUCUUUUACUAAAUUAUGGAGUCGUUACUUUACAGUUAUUGCAUGGUCUCAAACACUGAUGGAAAUGGAGGAAAUCAAACAUUUGUUUGUUCUGCAGGUAGGAAAGGGAGGAGUCUCUUUCCUCCAGAGUCAGUCUAUCAUGACACCUUUCUACUAUAAACGUUUAGCUUCAAACCUUUUGUCAUUUGUAUAACCUUUCUUUUCUACUGUUGAAAUUUGUCAGACUAUUUUUGAUGGAAUAUAUUUUAAAAUGCCUAUAGAUAAAGGUUUACUUUUUUAAAUAUUUGUAAUAUACUAACAUGUGUUGUUUUUUUUUUUUUUGUUUAGUUUUUUUUUUUGUUGGAUGUGGAUUAAAAAAAAAAAAAAAACUUUAACCACUUUGCAUCAAGCUGCAAGCAUUUACACCUGUUGAAAUCAGAAGAAAGACAAAUGGAAAAAAAAAAUACUUGCAUAUUAGCAUAUCAAGAGGUGGUUCGUGAUUGUCGGUCUUACAUAUUUAAUUUCUCUUGUGGGAGCGUCCAGGUUCUGUUGUGAGAGACUUCCAUGUUAAUGUUUGUAGAUAGUCUUUGUAUGAGGCUUUGAAGAGUGCCAGUCAAAUGCUGUGAAACACUGUACACAAUCAGUGCUGCAUUUUCUUCAUUUUAAGUGUCCUUCUUUGCUUGCUGUUGAUCUUGUAUAUAUUGAAUUUACUGUCCAGGAUAGAUUUUGGCUGUCAUACAUUCAGUAUUACCGGUACACUAUAAUAAUGAUAACAACAACAACAAUAAUGAUAGGACUAAUAAUGAUAAGACAGGGUUUUGUAAGUUAACCUUCCAGACCCAAACAAGACUAGAGAAAACUCGUCUUGAACAUCUGCAACACUGCUGCAUCUUUUCUUUUAACAUUUCACUGUGUAAAAGCUUCUGUUUGAAUUCCGAACAGAAAGAAAUAGAUGAGCUGACGCAGUUGAGAAAGUGACUGACAGAUCAAACCUGUCGUCCUGGCUCACACAAUAACAUCAGUGAAAAUAUCCAGACUCUGAUUAUAUAGACUAAUACAGGUAGACCCCGCUGAGACCCCCACACUACGCAUGAAUUCGCUGAUAUUGAUACUGAUGCCCAGUCUGUUCACGAAGUCGUUUUUCUAGUUGGCUAAUUAGAGAGGAGAGCUCAUCUAACAUUUCUAACCUUAAGUUGUGACUUAUUAAUUGAUUUUUCGGUUUGAAUGGAGCUUGUAUUGUACUCAUUCCUGUCAGUGAAGCUGAGGGCACACAGGACUUCACUGUUACAGCAGCAUACAGCAGGGGUCUGGAGGGUUAACAGGUGUACUGAUUGUAUAUAUAUAUUAUAUUUGUUCUUUCUCUCUCUCUCUCUCUCUCUCUCUGAAGAUUAUGUUAAGUGAUGAAAAAUGUAAAAAAAAAAAAAAAAUCCUGUUUGAGGCAAUAUGAAACUCUUUCCAUUUGUAAGUCUGAGAAAAGGUAACAUUUUAUCAUAUGAUCCACAACACUUGAGCCAGAGCUUCUUAACAGCAGCAUGACUCAGCAUUAAAGAGGUAUUCACUGCUUCCAACUGGUUCCAAACAGAUAAAAUAAUCACACAAAUAAAUGUAAGAUACGUGUCAGCAGUCAGUCAGCUCGUAUGAAUCUCUUGUUCAGCUAUUAAUGAUUUGCCAUCAACAAAUAUGAUAAAAUGUUAACUGAAUAUCAGUCAUGGUAGAGACGAUCUGCCCAGCAUUUGCACGUAGGGAGUUGUCAACACUGCUCAGCCUGGUUUCCAAGAUGACAUGUUGCAUUCAGGAGCCAAGAGAAAAGUGUGCUAUUAACCCUCUGAAGUUCACAAACGGCUCCUGUUACAGAUGCAUUAUACGGUGAGAAACAAGCAUUUUCCCCUCUUCAUUUGUACAAAUUUCAUUCCUCUUAAGUGCCUUUAAAGUAGCUCCAGCUCCUCUGUGCUCCAUGCCACGCUCUCUCUCGCAUUUUCUUGCGCUGCCGUCGGAGGCUUCAUGUUUUGAAUUCAUUUAACCACAAGCACGGCGUUUGAGAGGAAUGAUAUCACCGCAAAUUUCCACAUCCCUUCUUUACAUGCGUGCAAAUUUUGUAAAUAGCUUUUUAUUUCAUAGAUUUGAAGGUGUAGACAUGUUGAAGUAGGAAUAGAAAUUUAUUAGUGCCUAAUUAUAGUGGGAAUUAUUUUUGGUAAAGACACAUAGCACUAUUAGGCAAAAGAAAAAAGAUGGAUACCCAAAGCAGGGACAUUUAUAUAUGAGCUGUGGUUUAUAACACGUUUAAAAAGACACGUUGCCCUGAAUAACUGAGAUACGUUUUUCAUUUAUAACACCACACCCGGGAGGAAUUUGAUUUGGAAACCCACCACUGCUCCACUGCUCCCAGAAAUGAACACAGUGUUCACGAGCCGACUCAGUAUUCAUGAAAGUGUCAUGCAGCUGUAAUGAAGCUGUGAUACAUAUAUAUAUAUAUAUAUUUUUUUUUUUUAGACAGUGUGAGCGUUUUAUAAAGCAGAGUUCAUGCAAAGUGUCAUCCACAAACAACAAGUUCAUGUGCGGCAGCUACAUGUAGGCCUACAUUCAGCCUACGGGCAGUCCGAGUCAGUCUUGGAUGUUGUAACAGUGGUGCAGCGGCGGUGAAAAAGAUUAUAUUUACAUCACAGUGAGAGCUUAUUUACAUCUUUUACACCACACUGACAGAUGGCUUCCAGUGUGUGUUCCUUAUUCGGGGGAAAGAUAGAUGCCAAGCUGACUCGCCAUUGUCUUUCAGCUGUUAAACUCUUAUUGUCUGAGGACUGGUACAUCAUGUAAGAAAUUAUGAUUUUGUGAACCAAACUCAAAUACAGCAGAAUGUCCAUUUGGGGCCAGCUGGGGCUGUUUUUGUUCAUUGUAGAACCACUCUAUUUGUGAUUAAUAAAACUCACUUCUAAUAUUA
Scatophagus argus is the source of this 4162-nucleotide messenger RNA. It is a transcript of the gene jam3b, whose product is annotated as junctional adhesion molecule 3b. The coding region runs from base 104 to 1012 and encodes 302 amino acids. Lineage: Eukaryota; Metazoa; Chordata; Actinopteri; Scatophagidae. The record is from RefSeq and is a predicted model, not a curated record. The transcript is spliced from 9 exons. Gene Ontology annotation, biological process: angiogenesis; cell adhesion. Gene Ontology annotation, molecular function: protein heterodimerization activity; protein homodimerization activity.